Messenger RNA from Cricetulus griseus (Chinese hamster), 624 nucleotides. Lineage: Eukaryota; Metazoa; Chordata; Mammalia; Rodentia; Cricetidae. The record is from RefSeq and is a predicted model, not a curated record.
AUGGCCUCCGGAGACCUGGCUGUAGGAAUCUUCUUCAUGUUACAGACUGCCCUGGGAAUGCUGGGGAACUCGGCCUUGUUUUGUUGUCUUAUCGUUGCUGACUUUGCUAGAAUCAGGGCGAAGCCCACAGACCUGAUUGUCAAACACCUGACCUGGGCCAACUUCAUAGUUCUCUGCAAAGGAAUCCCGCAGACCACUGCUGCUUUUAGUCACACUUACUAUGUAGAUUAUAUUUCAUGUAAACUUGCCUUAUAUUUUCAUAGAGUUGGCAGAGGAGUGUCCCUUAGCUCCACAUCCAUGCUGAGUGUCUGUCAGGCCAUCUCCAUCAGCCCCAGCAAUUCCAAGUGGGCACAGCUCAAGGUCAGAAUCCCCAGGAUCACUGGUCCUUCCCUGGGACUUUGCUGGGCCCUCCAGCUGUUAUUAUAUGUCUUUCUUCCCAUAUACACAACUGAUACAUGGUAUGGAAGAAAUAUGACUGGGAUUAAAGAUUUUGGAUACUGUGUUGUUAUAAGUUCUGGGAGACUAAUCAGUAAACUUCUUGUCCUCCUAUUGGCAUUCAAUGAUGCUGUGUUUUUGGGGCUCAUGUUGUUGUCCAGUGGCUACAUGAUAUUUAUCCUGCUCUAA